Messenger RNA from Cynocephalus volans (Philippine flying lemur), 744 nucleotides. Its product is annotated as speedy protein E4-like. Gene Ontology annotation, molecular function: protein kinase binding. The transcript has 7 exons. Bases 1 to 744 code for a protein of 247 amino acids. Lineage: Eukaryota; Metazoa; Chordata; Mammalia; Dermoptera; Cynocephalidae. Gene Ontology annotation, biological process: positive regulation of cyclin-dependent protein serine/threonine kinase activity. The record is from RefSeq and is a predicted model, not a curated record.
AUGGAGGCCCGAGGUCAUCGGCCUGAAGGAAGGAAGAGUUUGGGAGAAAUCAUGGCCAGUUGUGAACCGUGUUCCCAGCCUGAGGAGGAGCCUAGCUCCUCGGGGUAUCCCCUGGAUGUGGUGGUGGAUGAAGAAAUCCCAGGACCUUCAGCCCCUUGGGUAGAUCCCAGCCCCGUGCCUCCGUCCCCUGGCCAGAAGAGGAAGAGGGAAUGGUCAGUGGCUUUCGAGGAGGAGACAGAGGAGGAGCUAGUGCCCGACGAAGACGGCGCCUGGGUCGUGGAGACGCUGUGUGGGCUCAAGAUGAAGCUGAAGAGACAGCGGGUGUCAUCAGUGCUCCCUGAGCACCACGAGGUCUUCACCAAGCUACUUGAGGAUCGUGUUGUUAAAAGAUUCCUAGCCUGGGACAAAAAUCUGAUGGUAUCUGACAAGUAUCUCCUGUCUAUGGUCAUAGCUUAUUUCAGCAGGGCUGGCCUCUUUCCCUGGCAAUACCGACGGAUUCAUUUCUUCAUAGCGCUCUACCUGGCCAGUGACAUGGAGGAGGACAAUGAGGGCCCCAAACAGGCCAUUUUUUCAUUCCUCUACGGACGGAACCGUGCCCAGCGUCCCUUGUUCCACAAACUGAGAUUCCAAUUCUUCCGUUCCAUGGGCUGGAAGGCUAGGGUUACCCGGGAAGAGUGUGAACAGAUCCAAGCUUAUGAUCCGGAGCUCUGGGUGUGGGGACGACAUCGCACCCAUAUUCCCUAG